AUGCCUAGGAGUAAAUCCGUGGCCGAUGAUUCUCCUCUGGGAAGCGAGAAACGUUCCGUGCGAAAGCGAUCCGUCGGCACAAUGGACCUCGACAGAGAGGCUACACCUUCAAAACGAGGGCGAGUCUCGGCCCAGGAAAUUAUCAACGUCAAGUCAUCAUCCGUAGACGACAGCGAAACAGAAGAUCACGACCAAGAAAUACAAGUCGGCGCCACAGAUAAAGCCUCUCCGUCAAUAGACGUCGCCGAGGUCCCCAAGGCGACACCCAAACGCAGAGGACGCCCCCCCAAGUCACAAUCGCAAACCAGCACGCCGUCUAAGACACCCGCAAAGUCAAUUUUUGCAACGCCAGUCAAGAAUCACGAAACUGAAUCGGCGACGCCUAAAAGACAAGCGGCGGAUCGAUCAGCACGAAAGAAGAGUGCCAGGGCUCUCAUAGAGAAUGUAUUCGAUGAUGGCGACGAUGACGACGAAGAGGACGACGACGAAGUUCUCGUGCGCGAGAUAUACGAAGACAGCGACGCCGAGGACCUCGGUGACAACGCCGACAUUUUGACCGAUGGGUUGAACGACGACACUUCAGGAAAUGUCACACCGUCAAAAACUCGAAAGAGCAGGCCCAAGAGAACAAAAUCUCCAACGCCACCACGAGAUCUGCCUCCCCACGAGCUCUACUUUGCACAUAAUAAGCCCGGGCGGCCAAAGACAUCCGAUAAUACAUUGGGCUCGGUCUCACUACUCACACACGACGAAUACUUCAACGUACUGCACCAACACAAGGACCGUCACGCCGAUGACGUCGAGUAUUUGGAAAACCUUCAUGCCGAAUCCUUCCCGCAGUGGGCAUUCGAACUCUCCCAAGGCUACAGCAUAUGCCUCUACGGAUUCGGAUCGAAAAGAGCACUGCUACAAAAACUCGCCAAAUACUUGCACACUAAUCACCGCGGCAAACCCGCCCGACAAAUCGUCAUCGUCAACGGCUACUCGCACACAACCACCAUGCGAGAAGUCCUAACGUGCAUAGGCUCAGCCAUCGACCCUUCACAAAAGAUACCCACGUCUACACCAGCCGCCACAGUCCAAAUCAUUUCGUCCCAAUUAUCCAACACCAAUCUUGGCCUCACCAUCCUGAUCAACUCCAUCGACGCAGCGCCCCUCCGCAAACCAGGCACGCAAGCCAUCCUAUCCCAGCUGGCCGCCCAUCCCCAAAUCAACCUCGUCUGUUCCGCAGACACGCCCGACUUCCCUCUUCUCUGGGACAUUGGCGUCCGCUCCGCAUUCAACUUCGUCUUCCACGACUGCACCACCUUUGCGCCAUUCACGGUAGAACUAGACGUCAUUGACGAGGUUCACGAACUUCUAGGUCGCAAGGCCCGUCGCGUCAACGGCAGGGAAGGCGUGGCAUUCGUGUUGAAGAGCUUGCCGGAGAACGCGAAGAACCUGUUUCAGCUACUCGUUGGCGAGGUGCUUAUUGCGAUGGAAGAGGAGGGGAAUAUGGUGGACGAAGCAGCGGGCGUGGAGUACAGAAUGGUGUAUAACAAGGCGGUGGAGGAGUUUAUUUGCAGUUCGGAGAUGGCAUUCCGGACGUUGUUGAAAGAGUGGGUUGCCUUCUUCACCCUCAUCCGUAUUUGUUCGUGGCUGCUAACGGGUUAUAGAUUCCAUGACCAUCAAAUGAUUACGAGUCGGAAGGAUGCGCUGGGUACGGAGCUGCUAAGUGUACCCUUUCAAAAGGAUGAGCUGGAGGCAGUCCUGGAGGAUUUGAUGUCAUGA
Messenger RNA from Metarhizium brunneum ARSEF 3297, 1770 nucleotides. RefSeq names its product Origin recognition complex subunit 2 (gene orc2). Gene Ontology annotation, molecular function: DNA replication origin binding. Gene Ontology annotation, biological process: DNA replication. Lineage: Eukaryota; Fungi; Ascomycota; Sordariomycetes; Hypocreales; Clavicipitaceae. Gene Ontology annotation, cellular component: nuclear origin of replication recognition complex; nucleus. The record is from RefSeq and is a predicted model, not a curated record.